CCUGUUCUCAAUCUCGAGUUCACACUACAGAAUUAUUAUUGUUAAUUUUCAUUUCAUUCAGAAAAAUGUCAGCUUCGCAAUAAAAUUUGCGUUCAAUGACAAGAUUUGUUCAUUGGUUGAGUUUUUCAGUGGAAUUAAAUCAAAGUGAAUUAUAUAGCAUCACUCAUGCUUGAAACUUUUCUUUGGUGGCUUUAGUUAAAUGGUUUUAUAUUGAAGUGUUAUGUAUCGUGUGACUUUAUACAUUCUUUGUUUAUUACUAAAAGAAAUGCAAACUGAUGGUGACAAAAAACGUUUGGCUUAAUCAACGAGUCAAGCAAAUAAUGAAAACAAGUGAUUUUCUAACACGACUAUUAAAUUAGAAUGGUCGUGACAUCAAACGUGGAAGGUGCAAUGAGCGCCACCGACGGCGCCGAAAAGUCGGUUCUAGCCGCCAACUGCUAUUGCAGAGAUUACAUUCGUGGAUUUUGUGCACGGGAAAACUGCAGAUUUAUUCAUGAUGUGCCUCCUAAGUCCUGCUUGAAGGAACUGUUUCGGUUCUGUCACGAUUUUCAGAAUAAAGGCUGUUUCAGAACAAAUUGCAAAUUUAUACACAGCACUGUAGAAGAUGAGGACAAAUUCUAUGCCACAGGCAUGUUUCCACGGAACACACGUAAUACACCAGUUUGCCAAGCUUAUGUAGCCAAUGCUUGUUCUAAUCAAGACUGUCAAUAUGUACAUCCACCUGAUGUACCCGGGAAUGAGAUUGUGUCCGUACUGAAUAUGCCACCUCCACUGCAAUACAGUCGCCCACCACCUCCAAUUCGAGAUGACGAUUCCCCUCCAGAGGCUAAAUUACGCCGCUUUGCAUUUGAAGAAAAUAGUUUAGAUAACCAAGUGUUAACCACAUCAAACCUAUGCGGUAAUUGUGAGGCAAUGGACCAUAAAAUAAAAUUACUUCAUGAUAAUAUUAGUGUACUCUUGAAAAAAGUUGGAGAUUUGACUGAAAAGAAUGUGCAGUUGACUUCUAUGAAUGAAUUUUUACUAGAACAAACAGCUGCUGUGAGAACUGGCCAGCCUUGUGUUAUCACUUCUAGACACGGCACGUCAGCACCUGUAUCUCUGGCCACAGUCAGUGUCACUCCUGUUGUGAGUCUUGCUGGUGCUCUUCCAGCCUUAGUCCCUGCAGCAGCUACACCAAAUUUGGCAUUAGCUCCAGCUGCUUCUCGAGCUCAAUUAUUAACACCUGCACCACAAAUCCUAACAGUGAGCACAACUCAACAGUUGAUGGGUAACUCUGGUGCCCUUAUAGUUACUAGUGCUGGUGCCCAACAAUUGAUGCAAGUUAGUGAUUCAGGAACAUUGAUGGGUGGAGGACAAACUGUCGUAGCAGUUCCUGCUCAGUUGACUUUAGCACAGCCUGCACAACAGCUCAUGAGUAAUGCAUCUCAAACUGCUGUACAACAACUUGUGCAGCAAUCAGCAUUACAACCUCAACUAGGACCUCAACAUCAAGCUACCCAGUAUGCUACUCAGCAAUCUGUACAACAUUUAGCUGCUCAGCAAAAUGCUCAACAUCUAGCUCAACAAUCUGCACAACAUUUGGCAGCUCAGCAGUCUGCCCAACAUUUAGCAGCCCAACAAUCAGCACAGCACUUGGCAGCCCAACAAUCAGCUCAACAUAUGGCUGCUCAACAGUCUGCACAACAUCUAGCAGCACAGCAAUCUGCACAGCAUUUAGCUGUUCAGCAAUCUGCUCAACACUUAGCAGCACAACAAUCUGCACAGCACUUGGCGGCACAACAAUCAGCACAGCACUUGGCUCAACAAUCUGCUCAGCACUUAGCUGCACAGCAAUCUGCUCAGCAUCUAGCAGCUCAACAAUCUGCGCAGCAUUUGGCCGCAGCGGCGCAACAGUCGGCACAGCAGCUUGCAGCCGCCGCACAGCAGUCUGCUCAACAAAUGGUAGCUCAGCAGUCUGCACAACAGUUAGCUGCUCAGCAGUCAGCACAGCAGCAGCUUGUUCCCUCUGCUCAACAGCUUGUACAUCAAACAUCCACCCAGCAAAUUACUAUCUCUAGCACUAGUCAGCCUAUGGCACUUACUAAUUCUCAGGCUCAGCCAAUUACAUUCCCUAUGAUAUCACAAAGUAUACUACCACAUUGACACAUUUACACACCCAUUGUUAUAACUGAAUGAAUCUGACUUAAUGAAUGAAAUGAAUAAAAAUUAUUAGAAGUUGAUUAAUCAUCACGGUAUAAUAGAAAUCUAAGUAAUAAUUUAAGCAAUAUUGAUAUUCAAGAGGGAAGUGUUAUUAAACACAGAUCUAACAGUGUUAAUUAAGAAUUCAUUAUGCUUUUAAAUAAUACAUGAAGCAGUAUUUUUAUGAUAUUAUUGUACUUGCUGUGGUAUAUGUACACUCAAUUAGGUAAUUUGCAAAGACCACUGCAUUCUAUGUUUAGUUAGUUAUUAAGAUGUUAUGAAGAGUAGGCAUAGCUGCCUUAUUCAUAAACAGUUAUUUUUCGCCUAAUAAUUAGCUAUUAAACUUUUUGUCCAACUCUCUCAAACUAUCUUUAAACUUGAAAGAAAGGGACCAUACAGUUUAAUAGCUAAAUGAGUUUUUUACGCGAAUUGUAGAUGGCAGUAUAUGAAUAAGACAAUUAUACCUAAAAACAAAUAUCUUGUCGGAGUUGAUAGUCAUUUGCGGGCCCACCGUGGCGCAUGCUGUGCACGGGCACGCGGCCUAUUUUAGCUGCGUGUAUUAAUUUGUUUGACAACGUGGGUGUACGUGUAUCAGUGACGUGAAUUUAUGCGUAGCUUCUCCGUGGGUUGCAGUGCACACACACAUACAUUUUCUUCCAAAGCGAAGUUUUGUACACAUGCCUCUGCACCGGUGUGCCCGGUGUGCACACUGCAGUGUGCCCGCGCCUUAAUGUUGAUUUUUAAGCACUCCACCGACAAAAGAACUGUGGUUUAAUCUCGCUUGGCUGCCAAACUCGAUUCAAAGUCUUUGGGCCAUCUCCACAGGGCGAAAGGCAGAAUUGUUGCUGUAUCGGUAUCACAAAAUCGCCCACAGAGAUGGCGCCUUUAGAUCCAAAGAAAAAAUUACAGUAAUUUUGAAUCAAGUGUGAAUGAUGACUUAAUUUAAGUUUGAUACUAUUCAAUGUAUACGAUCAAUAAGAACACGUGUUUGCUUAUUUUGCAUUCACUGCGAGUCUGUAAAUUAAUACAUUUCAGUUAUACAAAUAGACUCGAGUGGCAUAGUAAAUUCUAUGGGUAUAAAAUAAUAUCCACUUUUCUAGAAUUGGUUAAAAAUGUUUGGCUAUCUAUUUGUGGGCUAUAAGAAAUGAGGUAGCUAUGCCAUUUAUUUUUCAUAAGAAAUUAAAAGGAAGUUUGAAAUA
Messenger RNA from Helicoverpa armigera (cotton bollworm), 3377 nucleotides. Its product is annotated as probable basic-leucine zipper transcription factor P. The record is from RefSeq and is a predicted model, not a curated record. Bases 361 to 2142 code for a protein of 593 amino acids. Gene Ontology annotation, biological process: regulation of RNA splicing. The transcript has a single exon. Lineage: Eukaryota; Metazoa; Arthropoda; Insecta; Lepidoptera; Noctuidae. Gene Ontology annotation, molecular function: metal ion binding; RNA binding.